Harpegnathos saltator (Jerdon's jumping ant) is the source of this 3547-nucleotide messenger RNA. It is a transcript of the gene Hey, whose product is annotated as Hairy/E(spl)-related with YRPW motif. Lineage: Eukaryota; Metazoa; Arthropoda; Insecta; Hymenoptera; Formicidae. Gene Ontology annotation, biological process: regulation of DNA-templated transcription. Bases 895 to 2145 code for a protein of 416 amino acids. The transcript has 3 exons. The record is from RefSeq and is a predicted model, not a curated record. Gene Ontology annotation, molecular function: protein dimerization activity; DNA binding.
GGCAGCAGCAGCAGCAGCAGCAGCGACGACUGCCGCCGCCGCCGCCGCCGCCGCAACGAGCGAGAGAGCGGGAGAGAGUGCGCACGAUUUCUUCUUCCACGAGCACGCCACGCGACCGCGAACGACGUCGGGAAGCCGCGGCACGUGAGCGCCGAUAAACUCCCACCGGCGUCGCGAAACAAGUGCCGGACCGAGUGACUGCUCCUUUCGCGACCGCGACGAAGGCCGUGCCCGCACGCAGGACUCCGCGCCACGCGGCGCCCGCGAUUAUCCGCACGCGAGUUCGCCUCGGUGACAUCCGCGAGCCACGAAGCUCGCGAUCUCGAGCGCGCGCUGCGCACGAUGCGCGAAAAUCCCGCGAGUUUUCAUCCGCGUACUGGCGACCGCCGCGCGCUCGCGGCAACGAGACCGAGGGUCAUCUUCGGAUUUUCAGAGGUUCUUCGGAGGAAGUCCUAGUUCACGUCUGUGCGAGACGCAGGACCGCUCAUCUGGCGGCAAGUGCGCAUCGCUGUGACAGAAGAAGUCGUGGACACAGCGCGGGCAGUCUUCGCGGUGCGAGUGCGCGACUUACGCUGCGAGAUCGCACAUCGCGAUUGCUCCCCUUCGAGUUCGAUCGCCGAGCGCGUAGGGUGAUCGCGACGUGUCCCGUCGGCGGCACGGUGUGUCGAUGCUUAUCGAGGAGCGCUAACGAUCGCACCAGGAGGCUACGUCGACGGUACCGCAAUGCGGCUGCAAUGACAGCUCGUCUGUGCAUCGUUAUGGGCUCGAUAAUCGGCGAUAGUCGGUAACGCUAGCGAUCUCGUCCCUCCGAAGCUGCGUCUUUCCUCGGAUCGAUCCCUCCCCUUGGUCCGUCCACGGUCGCCACGACAGCCCCGAUCCCGAAGCGCGAGCAACAUGUGGCGAGUAGUGGUCGCGCGUUCCGACGACAACAGCACUCUGCUGUCCUCCGAGAUCACUUCCGGCGCGGUCGCGCCCGGUCAUCUGCCGAGCCUGCCGGCGCCGCCGUCGGGUCACCAUUGGGGUUACCCGCCGCCGCCUCAUCAUCCACCCUAUCAGCCGACGCAGCACCCGGACAUGCGUCACCACCAUCACCAUCACCACCACCACCACGACAUGCGACCCCCGGCGCCGCACGAGCUGCGGCACGCCGCCGGUGACCCGAGGAGCCAGGAGCUGCGGCACCCGGAGAUGCAGAGGCACCAGGAGCUGCCGCGGCACCAGGACAUCCAUCAUCGGCCUGACGUCGCCAGGCAUCAGGACAUGCCGGGGAUGAGGGCCGACAUGCCGGAGAUGCGGUCGAGUCACGAGUACUUGGAGCUGAAGAUCGACACCGAGCUCCGAGCUCCGGAGAACAGUCAGCCGCAGCCGCAGCAGCAGUCGCAGCAGCAACAGCCGCAGCAGUCGCAGCCGCAGCAGCAAUCGCAAUCGCAGCAGAGUCAAGUCCACCAGCAGAGGAACCUGAAGAGGGCCAUGAGCGACUCCGACUGCGACGACGUGUUCUCGGAGGAGAGCGGCAAGGAACCAUGCAACUCGCCCGGAGGAGACUCCUGUCAACACGCGUCGCGGAAACGCAGGAGGGGGAUGAUCGAGAAGAAACGCCGCGACAGGAUCAACGCAUCCCUCGGCGAGCUGCGGCGGCUGGUACCGGCGGCCGCGCGGGACCCUCACAGCGGAAAACUCGAGAAAGCGGAGAUCCUGCAGCUCACCGUCGAGCAUCUGCGUACGCUCCGCAACAAGGGACCGGAAGGAUACGACAGUACGAAGCUCGCGAUGGACUACCACGCGGUAGGCUGGGGCGAGUGCGCCGCCGAGGUGGGCCGUUACCUGGUGACCAUGGAGGGCCUGGACGAGAGGGAUCCCCUUCGGCUGCGCUUGCUGUCGCAUCUGCAGAGCUUCCAUCGCGAGCACCCGCCGUCGGGCGCCGUCCCGUCGGCGGUGCCGUCGGCCACGACGUUGACGUCGUCGUCCACUGCCAGCGGCUACGAGCCGCCGAGCACAGUUUCCAGCGGGAUGCCAGCCGGCCCGGGCAGCAUGCAGCAUCUGUUGAGCAGCAGUACCAUCGGCUGGAGCCAGUACCCCGGUCAGUAUCCCCAGCAGCAGCACGGCAAGCCUUAUCGACCCUGGGGCACGGAACUGGCGUACUGAUCUCGAGGCUGUCGACGCGCGACCGACAGCCUUCGUCGAGUCGAGUCGAUCGGCGCAAGAGCGGUGUGUGAGUCGGCGAAAUUCCGAUCAACGGAUGAAAGAAUCUCUCCCCGAGAGUUUGUUUAAACCACCCCUCCCACACCAAACAAUCACGGGGACGGCCCGUUUCCGUUUUCUUGCUGUAGUCGUAGUAAAGCGGUAGCUGUAGUGUUGAAGUUAAAGGGAAAUCUCGCGGCACGCGGUGUAGGUAAAUCUUUCGUCGAGUGUUCUCUAUCUUUGCGAAUAAUUAGCAGUAUUUUUUUACGUGUAGAAAGGAGGAGAGUCUAGCGUACGGGAUAGCCCGCUCUAUGCCGAUCGCGCGCCGGCGUGUGGAUGUUGCAUCUGAUGAGUUACUGAUCGUUACUGCGUUACUUUCCGACGUGCACGUUCGUCCUCACGUCGACGUCGCUUCAUCGAUUGCGACGUUAAAGAAAUGUAUCGGGGAGAGAUGUGAAUGCGAUUUGCCAUUCGUGAGCCACACGUGACCGUAAAGUGAGCGGCGAGCUUCGUCGUUCGCGCGUCGUACGUGCGAUGUAUGCAUUUUGUACGAUAUUUCGACAGCUCAGAAAACAUAUCUCAGGAACUUCGAGCUACCAAAAGUAUGUAUGUAAACCGACGUGUUUUCAAUGAGUGAGAUAAUGAUAGUCAUGCAAGUACCUAAUUAGAGUAAUACUAAUUUAUUGACACGGGACUCUGUAUAUGUAUAUACACGGACUGUACAUACGCUCGUGUAAAUAAUCAGACGUAUUCGUAACUUUAUCGGUCAACUUCGUAAUCUCGACCACUGAUUUGCGACACCGUCGUUUCUCCGCUCCCUCGCUCCGUCGUUAUCGAGCGAUAAGCGAUUACGCGAGUGCGCAAAGUCCGACCCUCGCGCAGGAGGAGGGGAAAGAAGUGUGAGAAAAAAAAAAAGGAAAAGAAGAAAGACGCAGACGGAAAGAAGAAGAGAAACGACCGUCGUACGCAUUCGGAACGUGCCAUUACGCAUUUCAGUGUAUACGUGUCAGAGAGAGAAGCCUGAGUAUUUUUGCAAUACGACUUUGUAAGAAAACGAUAACACGACAAUCCAAAUAGAACAUGUCAUAGUGUGUGUGUGUGUGUGUACGUAAAAUUAUCCCCUUCCCUUUCCCUGCGAGAAAAAUCAGUCGAUAAUGCGCGCUUCCGAGAAUCGCGAAACUAAUCGCAAUUCGCACGAAUGAUAACCGCGCGGGACCGAAGAGGAGAAAGAAAAGGAAACACAUUACCUGUCGCGUAUAAGAGCGUUCUAUAUUCUUAUCAGAUCGACUGACGUCGAGUACGAAACAGGAAACGCGAACCCGCCUCGAUCGAUGGCGAAUUCGCGAAUUCCGGGCUCUCUCUCUCU